AUGAUUCUUGUUGUAAUUGCUCAAUCUUGUCAUGAAUUGGUACCACCUGAUGUGUUGGAACCUCUUACUAAAACUGGUGAAGUCAUGGCAGCUGGUUUGAACGCUAUACGCGAGAUUUGUGCACGUCAACCCUUAGCAAUAGAUUCUACUUUGUUACAAGAUCUAACAGAAUAUAAAUCAGAUAGGGAUAAGGGGGUCAUUAUGGCAGCUAAAUCAUUAAUUGGAUUAUUUCGGGAAAUUAAUCCGGAAAAUGGUAAAAUUGCUAGUAUGAAUAUGAAAAAUUUCAAACCAUUACAGAAUGGUAAAAUACGUACGACUGAACAAAUUGAAGGUAUAGAAUUAUUAGAAGAAUAUAAGAAACAACAAAUGCAGGAGGGUGUGACAGGAGCUGAGGAAGAUGAAAAACAUGAAGGAUAUGUAGGAGAGACUACAAAAGAUAAAAAGAUUUCAAGCUUGGCAACAACACAACUUUUGACUCCAGCAGAUUUUUUCAAACUGAACGAACUCAAAAUGAAACAUAAAGUUAAACAAUUAAUAGAUGGAGGUAAACGCAAAAGUGACGCGUAUGUAUCAACACCUACAGGUAAUCAUAACCAAAGACCUGUUACUACCAAGAAAUCAGCACCUACAGGUAAUCAUAACCAAAGGCCUGUUACUACCAAGAAAUCAGCACCUAUCAGGCAAUCACCAAGAAAUCAGCACGAUGAACUCCCGGAUAUAGUUGAUGUCAAUUUUAUUACUGGACCACGAAAAAAAGCCAAACAGGAUUAUGAAGAACGUAUAGAAUCCAUAAAGGCCGGACGGGAGGGACGAGAAAAGUUCAGAGGACCCAAAAAAGGAAAAAAGGUUGAAGGCACUAGCACCACGAACAAAGAGAAAGCAAGAAAAAGCUUUUAUGAUGGUAAUUCAUAA
Racocetra fulgida is the source of this 912-nucleotide messenger RNA. Lineage: Eukaryota; Fungi; Glomeromycota; Glomeromycetes; Diversisporales; Gigasporaceae. The record is from the annotation of a GenBank genome assembly.